AAUCGGUGCCCACUUUUACCAAUCGCUUUAAAAACGUGUUUCCCCUUGGUUGGCAUGUAUUUAAAAUGUACGCCACGUAAAUCAGUCCACCUGUCUGUAACCAAAACUGCACACAAACCAUUUGAGGCGCCCAAUACAAAACUGUGAGCGGCUGCCAGCUGUUUCCCGUUCUUCGGCCCAACUCAGUGAGAACGUGUGAAAACAGGCGAUGUAGUUCACGACCGCUGCUUCGCAUUAAUUAAACGGAAACAAUCGCCCUCCUUCCUACCAUACGGCUGUGAAAUGUUUUGCUGUCUAAAGAGCUGCCUAAACGGUGUGCUGCCGGCUCAGUCCGUACACAUCACGAAAACGUCCAACCCGGUUCAGCUCGAUUCGUCACAUAUGGGUCACGAAGUGGUUAUAAUCAAGAACGGAAUGCGAGCCUGUGGCACUGGUGGGGUACUAGCGAAUGCACCGCUCGUCCAGUCCAAGUCGUACUUUGAGGUGAAGCUGCAACAGUCGGGCCACUGGUCGAUCGGGCUGGCCACCCAGCAAACGGAUCUGAAUCAAUCGGUCGGCGGAAAGGAUCGGGAAUCGUGGUGUCUCAACUCGAACCAUCUGGUACUGCACGGUGGCGACGUUAUCUACCGCUUGGAUGCGAGCAAAGGAGUCCCGAACGGAGGUCAGAACUCACCCGGUCACGUCACCACCACACCCCCGGGAACGGUGUCCGUCGAUCUGGGGCCCGUGUCAGCGCUCGCAUUUCCAGCGCCCGCUAGUGCUUCCGGCACGGACGGCGGGCUGCCCCAGGAAGGGGACACGAUAGGCGUCGCGUACGAUCACGUGGAGCUAAACUUCUACCUGAACGGGAAGAAUCUGAAUGUGCCGGUGCUGAACGUGCGCGGAACCGUCCAUCCCUGUCUGUUCGUGGACGACGGUGCAAUUCUGGAUAUUGUGCUGGACAAUUUUGCGUACGGUCCGCCGCCCGGGUUCGAGCGUAUUCUGGUCGAGCAGUCGUUGCUUUGAUUUCUCAUACACGUGCUGUGUGCUGUUGCUUUUGUUAAGUUUACAGGGUUUUCGAGAAGAACUAACGAUGUGCGAGCCAUUUCUGGGCAAUGGCUAGGAUGAAGUAAACAACUGCCAGGUAGAACUGGCGAUCUGUUGCCCUUUCUGGACUAUGGCCAAGUUGAUCUAGACACAGGCUAGGUUGAAGUGGACGAUGGCCAGGUUGAACUGAAAUGUCAAAUUUGAAACGAUUGCUGAAGCGUUCGCAAACGGUUGGGGUAACGCUUGAUUUUAAAAAAUAUUUAAAAAAUGACCGGUAAAAACCAAAUUAUUUGUAAUUUUUUUUUUAAAGAUAUUUAUUGAAGAGAACGCUUAAACUGCAACGCAGCUCGUAUGUAAUUAUACAAUUAUUAUUUGCUGCUCUUUGAGCAUGUUCCAAUGUUCAAAAACUUUUUUUUGUAAUGUUGUUUUUGCUUUCCAAUGUAUUUUUUAUUUUUCUGUAAAACAUGCAAAACAAUAGUUAAAAGAAUCCGAGUCAUUGACUAUAAACAUAAACUUCAACAGUCAUCUUCUGUCAAAAGGCAAAAUUUAUACAGGUAAUGAAAAUAUUUUAUUUCUACAUUACAUUUUCAAAGCAAGCCACGCUUUCUGAUCACAGUGAGAUAUUUUGAGUUAAAUUACAAGUGCAGUGAAAUUGAGCAAUAUACGCUAAAUUUAGGUGAGUUAAAUAAAUAUAAUAUCUUGAAGCAAGCCAUUGCAAAUUCUAAUGCUCAAAGCGCAGCAAAUAAUAAUUUUAUAAUUACAUACUGCAUUGCAA
Molecule: messenger RNA, 1801 nt
Organism: Anopheles stephensi (Asian malaria mosquito)
Lineage: Eukaryota; Metazoa; Arthropoda; Insecta; Diptera; Culicidae
Product: SPRY domain-containing protein 7-like
Exons: 2
Coding region: 283-1005 (240 amino acids)
Molecular function (GO): protein binding
Source: RefSeq, a predicted model, not a curated record